UCCCUGCUUCAAUGAACAGAGAUGCACUCCCAGACCACAAUCAUUUUGCUUUUCUAACCAGUUUUAUUUUAUUUUGCCUCCCAAAAAUUUAUUUGCGGUCUCAAUUUCCGACUCCGACGGCGAAAGUGAACUAACCUUGAUGGCUGCCGACGAUGACGUGUUCGUCGAGACCCGCAUCCCGGAACAGAAGGCCGUCGGCGUCGGCGUCUUCCCGGCGGUCGUCUCCCCCAGUCCCACCGCCGAUCUCGACCAGACCUCCUUCGCUGCGGCCGUUUCGUCCCAGAAACCCCGCCUCGAAGCGCUCCUCCGUUCCAGCGGCGCCCUCCUCCUCCGGGGCUUCCCUCUCCGGUCGGCCGCCGACUUCGACCGCACCGUCGCAGCCUUCCGCUACGACGAGCUCCCCUACGUCGGAGGCGCCGCCCCCCGCACCAACGUCGUUGGCCGUGUCUUCACCGCCAACGAGUCUCCGCCCGACCAGAAGAUCCCCUUUCAUCACGAGAUGGCUCAGGUACCGGAGUUCCCGUCGAAAUUGUUCUUCUUCUGCGAGGUGGAGCCUGGAAGCGGCGGGGAGACGCCGAUUGUGCUGAGCCACCUCGUGUACGAGAAAAUGAGGGCGAGAUUUCCCGAGUUCGUGGAUCGGUUGGAGGAACAAGGAUUGAUCUACACGAGGGUUUUGGGGGAAGGAGACGAUCCGUCGUCGCCCAUCGGCCGAGGAUGGCAGUCCACGUUCUUGACCAAAGAUAGAAGCGUAGCAGAGGAAAGGGCAGCUAAACUAGGGGUGAAACUGGAAUGGUUGGAAGAUGGAGUUAAAACAAUAACAGGUCCAAUACCGGCAAUCAGACUUGACCAUACUCGGGGCAGAAAGAUAUGGUUUAACAGCAUGGUUGCUGCCUACACUGGAUGGGAAGACGCACGGAAUGAUCCUGUCAAGGCAGUAACAUUUGGAGAUGGAACACCUUUGCCUGCUGAUAUUAUUUAUGAGUGCUUAAACAUCCUUGAAGAAGAAUCUGUAGCCAUAGGCUGGAAGAAAGGUGACAUCCUCUUAGUCGAUAACCUUGCUACCUUGCAUGCUCGUCGGCCCUUUGAUCCUCCUCGGCGCAUUCUUGCAUCACUUUGUAAGUAAGGAUUUGCUCAGUUACUUGCUUCCUGCACUUAUUAAUGUUGCCUAAUUCAGUUGUCACUCUGAGCAAGCAUUGUUUCUAGACACAAAAGGAACAAAUUGCAGCUUUCCCUAUGCCUCUUAAUCCAGAGUGGCUCAUACCUGGUAUUAUUAUGUAUUCUAAUGUAAUCACAAACACUGUAUUAUGAAGAACCGAACCAAAAUUUUCAUACUCA
Zingiber officinale is the source of this 1335-nucleotide messenger RNA. Its product is annotated as clavaminate synthase-like protein At3g21360. The transcript is spliced from 3 exons. Lineage: Eukaryota; Viridiplantae; Streptophyta; Magnoliopsida; Zingiberales; Zingiberaceae. The record is from RefSeq and is a predicted model, not a curated record. Gene Ontology annotation, molecular function: oxidoreductase activity. Bases 140 to 1123 code for a protein of 327 amino acids.